AGAUGGACCGAGCCGCUGAAGCCGGGCAGCCCUGAGCGUGAGCGCUGACACGGGGGCUGGCUGCUCCUCUUCGCCCCGCUCCUUCUGCUCUCCCCGCUGGAUGUCGCAUUGGACCAUCUUCAAGUGAUACAAGACUUCACCCCGUCGGGAAGACUUCUUAUUAUUAUUUAUUUCCUCAGUGGACAAAAAGGGGGAGCUAGCAUGGCUUCUAACUUCAACGACAUAGUCAAGCAGGGAUACGUGAGGAUACGGAGUAAGAAACUGGGGAUCUUCCGGAGGUGCUGGCUUGUGUUCAAGAAGGCAUCGAGCAAAGGACCGCGGCGGUUAGAGAAGUACCCAGAUGAGAAGGCGGCCUACUUCAGGAGCUUUCAUAAGAUCACCGAGCUCCACAACAUCAAAAACAUCACCCGCAUGCCCCGAGAGACAAAGAAGCACGCUGUCGCCAUUAUAUUCUGUGACGACACCUCCAAGACUUUCGCUUGUGACUCAGAGCUGGACGCUGAGGAGUGGUGCAAGCUUCUGUGUGUGGAGUGCCUGGGAAGCCGCCUGAACGACAUCAGCCUGGGAGAGCCGGACCUGUUAGCAGCAGGGGUACAGAGGGAGCAGAGCGAACGCUUCAAUGUUUACCUAAUGCCGACUCCGAAUCUGGAUAUCUAUGGAGAGUGCACCAUGCAGAUCACCCAUGAGAACAUUUACCUGUGGGACAUUCACAACCCACGGCUAAAGCUCGUCAUGUGGCCGCUCAGCUCACUACGGCGAUACGGACGGGACUCCACCUGGUUCACCUUUGAGUCGGGAAGGAUGUGUGACACCGGAGAGGGGCUGUUCACAUUCCAGACGCGGGAAGGGGAGAUGAUCUACCAGAGGGUCCACUCUGCCACACUGGCCAUCGCCCAGCAGCACGAGCGCAUGAUGGAGGAGCUGGAGAAGAGCUCCCAGAUCCACUCCAGAGAGAUACUCACCAAGUCCAUCUCUCUACCUCGCAGCGCGUACUGGCAGCACAUCACGCGCCAAAACAGCGUGGGAGACCUCUACAGUUACCAAGGAAGCGGCCUGAGUCUAACGUUCAUCCCUCGUGCACAGACCUACCCCAGUUUUCUGUCAGAUGAUCACGAGCCUGAGGAAGAGAGCAGCCAGCUCCAAGAAGAAGCGCCAACGCCCUCUAGUGGCCGCGCGUCGAGUUGCAGCCUGAGACCUCUUCAAUGACAGCACCAAAAACGUGGACUGUUUCAAGCCAGCUACUGUAGAAAACCUGUAGAAAUCUGUAUAGCGACACACAUGUAAUAUAGGAUUUCCCAAUGCUCCUUAAAACCAAUAGUGUCAAAUGUAGACGAUACGAAGGCCUUUUAAAGAGGGAUAUUUUGUGUCGGCUGCUUGUUCGUGACCUCGGCUACUUCAAGUGCACCAAAAUGCUUAGUAGUUUUUAGUUUUCCCUUGUUUCAUUACCUUCUACACGUUACAUAGUGAUUGAUGAGGGAACAUAUGGCUCAUUUGAAUAAAGUGCAGACUCAGCACUCGGAGGAACACCACAUUUUUGACAAACUAUUUUUCACCUCAACAAUGUAAAGCUGAACAACAUCCAGGAACUUUAAAAGUCCUAUAUUACAUAAAAUUUACUCGUGUGGAACAUUUAGUCGUGUUAGAAUGGUGUUACCUCUUCAAAAACACACCUGGAGUUGUGUUUUGUUUCAUUCACACAUUUUGGUUUAACCCUUCCUGUAAUACCAUAUGAUAUCACAAGGUAGAGUAUUUUCUGUUUGAGGGAAUACUCAAACGGGAAACACUCAGCAUAAAUGUAAAUAUGCAAAGUUUGUGCAUUAAACGUGUGAAUGAAACAAAACACAACUCCAGGUCUGAUUGUGAUGAGGAAACAUUAUAACAUAGAUCAGAAAACAGCAUAAUAUGGGCCUUUUAAUAAUGAUUCCACUGUAUAUGUCCCAAAUUUUACUUUUUAAGACGCAUUUAAACAGAAUAAACAAACUUCGAUGGACAAUUCAAACAAGUAAGAAUAAAAAAGUAGUUGGGAAAAGUACUACGCAAGUAAGAGUAACUUUAAGAGUAACUGUCAGGAUGUAAGAUCUGAUUUAUAAUUUAAAGUUGGUGUAUUUGGAAGAACAAAACAUAAAUAAUGCACAAAAUCAGGUGUUUAAAAAAAAAAAAUAGACACAAAAAUGAGAAAAAACAACAUCAUAUCUGAAGGAGCGCUGCAAGAAACACAAAUUCAAACCAUUUCACUUUGUCGACAUUAAGCUUUUGUCACUUGUAGACUUAUUUACACAGUGGGAAGAGUAACCACAACUUUUACUCAAGUAAGAGUACAGUUACUUCAAUUAAAAUAUUACUCAAGUAGGCCAGUAUGCUGCUAGCAAAGUACUCUGAAAAGUACAAUUUCUUACUGGGUAAAUGUAACUGAGUACUACCCACCUCUGCCAGUUAAUAUAUUAAAAUGUAUAGUUUGAGUUUAAUAUGUUCAUUAAGCUAAUUAGGAACAUUUAUUUCAUUUCAUGUUCAUAUUCCCUCACCUGUGUACGGUUCAGUAAGAAGUGCCUUCCAAAACCAAACCUUUGUUGUGUCUAGAUUUCAAAACAGAAAAAAACACUAACCUAAACCUCAUUGUGUUCUAUGUGUUACCGUUUGUUCAUAUAAUGGAUGACAAUCAGGCAGCAAAGUAAAUGUAUUUUUAUUUAUUUAAACUUGAGUCUUUGUGUUUUUACGUCUUGUUUUGUUACUGAACCUUGUAGCACUUUUAAGUAUCCCUCGUUUGGUUGAGACGUUUUUCACUUUAUUUUGUGUUUCGAUGUACUUUUAAGUCAAAUGUGUUGUCUAUGUUAACGUUAGUAUUUAUGUAUUGUAAAAAAUGUUUUCUGCACUAAUCGUCUUGUUAGUCCCAUUACAAUGUGACUCAUUUUGUUCGAGGACAGCUGAUCAUUACUAAACGGCUUUUAGUUGCAUUGAAUUGAUCGAGUAGCGUCACUUUUCUGUCCCUGUAUUCUGUCCACUGUUGUGUGUCAAUAGCACUUUUGUAUGUGUACGAGUGUAGGACUGCAGUUUUCACUUAAUGUACAUAUGUAAUGUUUUCAACGACACUGUAAUAAACUGAAUGUCUGUGUGUUGUGUAU
This is a messenger RNA of Periophthalmus magnuspinnatus, 3119 nucleotides long. RefSeq names its product docking protein 6 (gene dok6). Gene Ontology annotation, cellular component: cytoplasm. The transcript is spliced from 8 exons. NCBI's taxonomy places the organism in Eukaryota, Metazoa, Chordata, Actinopteri, Gobiiformes, Gobiidae. Bases 202 to 1206 code for a protein of 334 amino acids. The record is from RefSeq and is a predicted model, not a curated record. Gene Ontology annotation, biological process: positive regulation of MAPK cascade; cell surface receptor protein tyrosine kinase signaling pathway.